CACCAUCGUCCGCAUUGUGAUGCAUCUGUCAAACCAGAUGAAAACAUUUGCAAAGUCGCGGCUCGUUCAGCUUAUUUUUCAUUGAAAUUUUCGUAAAUUAUCCCAAAAACUCGUUAUCUACAGCUGAAAUUCAUAGACUAUGACGAAGAAAAAGCCACUGGGAGCUGGUCUGAGCCGCGACGAGCGAAUGCUAAUCGUGGUCGGUGAGAUCAUACAGGAACUGUUGAAGGCGCACCACGAAGGCAAGGAUGUCAACCUGAACCGGCUGAAGACGCGUCUCGCGUCCAACUAUGGCCUGGAGAGUGCUCCCCGGCUGGUGGACAUCAUUGCUGCCGUGCCGCACGAGGCCAAACCCAUCCUGCUGCCGAAGUUGAAGGCGAAACCCAUUCGGACUGCUAGUGGGAUCGCAGUGGUGGCGGUGAUGUGCAAACCGCACCGUUGUCCGCAUAUCAACAUGACCGGAAACAUUUGCGUGUACUGCCCGGGUGGGCCGGAUAGUGACUUCGAGUACUCCACGCAAAGCUACACGGGCUACGAGCCAACCUCGAUGCGGGCAAUUCGAGCUCGCUAUAAUCCCUUCCUCCAAACGAGGCACCGAGUGGAACAGUUGAAACAGCUUGGACACUCGGUGGAUAAGGUGGAAUUCAUCGUGAUGGGAGGUACGUUUAUGUGCCUACCGGAGGAUUAUAGGGAUUAUUUUAUUCGGAAUCUGCACGAUGCAUUGUCCGGACAUACGAGUUCGAGCGUUGAGGAAGCUGUGCGCUAUUCCGAGAAAUCUCACACCAAAUGUAUCGGAAUCACAAUUGAAACUCGACCGGAUUACUGCUUGAAGAGGCAUCUGUCGGAUUUGCUGGCCUACGGUUGCACUCGGCUGGAGAUUGGGGUGCAGUCGGUGUAUGAGGAUGUAGCAAGGGAUACGAAUCGUGGUCAUACGGUGAAGGCGACCUGUGAGAGUUUCCAGAUGUCCAAGGAUGCCGGAUUUAAGGUGGUGUCGCACAUGAUGCCCGAUUUGCCGAACGUUGAUAUUGAAAGGGAUAUCGAACAGUUCAUCGAGUUUUUCGAGAAUCCUGAUUUCCGGGCGGAUGGGCUGAAGAUCUAUCCAACGCUUGUGAUCCGUGGCACAGGAUUGUAUGAGCUGUGGAAGACUGGCCGUUACAAGAGUUACCCUCCCUCAACUUUGGUGGAUUUGGUCGCUAAGAUUCUGGCUUUGGUUCCACCGUGGACACGAGUUUACCGCGUGCAGCGUGAUAUUCCAAUGCCCCUGGUAAGUUCUGGCGUGGAGCAUGGUAAUCUUCGUGAACUCGCACUCGCCCGAAUGAAGGAUUUGGGCACGGACUGUCGAGAUGUGCGAACACGUGAGGUUGGAAUUCAGGAGAUCCACAACAAAGUUCGACCGUACGAGAUUGAGCUGAUUCGACGGGAUUACGUUGCGAAUGGCGGUUGGGAGACUUUCCUGUCAUAUGAAGAUCCCAAACAGGACAUCUUGGUGGGCUUAUUAAGAUUGCGGAAAUGUUCGCCGGAUACGUUCCGGCCGGAGCUGGUGGACAACUGCUCGAUUGUUCGGGAACUGCACGUUUACGGGUCGGUUGUGCCGGUAAACGCGAGAGAUCCCACUAAAUUUCAACAUCAGGGAUUUGGAAUGCUAUUGAUGGAAGAAGCUGAGCGAAUCGCUCGGGAAGAGCACGGAAGUCGGAAGCUAGCCGUGAUCUCCGGUGUUGGAACGAGAAACUACUAUCGCAAAAUGGGGUAUGAGCUGGAUGGACCCUACAUGUCCAAAAUGCUGAUCUAAGGUAAGUGAUAAGAAUACAUUGAGUUGUUUAAAAUGGGAAAUAUAAUCAAAAAACUUAA
Aedes aegypti (yellow fever mosquito) is the source of this 1848-nucleotide messenger RNA. It is a transcript of the gene Elp3, whose product is annotated as probable elongator complex protein 3. NCBI's taxonomy places the organism in Eukaryota, Metazoa, Arthropoda, Insecta, Diptera, Culicidae. The transcript has 3 exons. Gene Ontology annotation, biological process: tRNA wobble base 5-methoxycarbonylmethyl-2-thiouridinylation. The record is from RefSeq and is a predicted model, not a curated record. Gene Ontology annotation, cellular component: cytoplasm; nucleus; elongator holoenzyme complex. Gene Ontology annotation, molecular function: acyltransferase activity, transferring groups other than amino-acyl groups; iron-sulfur cluster binding. Bases 140 to 1789 code for a protein of 549 amino acids.